This is a messenger RNA of Eremomyces bilateralis CBS 781.70, 654 nucleotides long. RefSeq lists its product as uncharacterized. Lineage: Eukaryota; Fungi; Ascomycota; Dothideomycetes; Eremomycetales; Eremomycetaceae. Bases 231 to 509 code for a protein of 92 amino acids. The record is from RefSeq and is a predicted model, not a curated record. The transcript is spliced from 2 exons.
CAGGACAAAAAUUCUUAGCCUCGAAGGAUAUCCUCGGGGCUUUGCAACCUCUCGGUGCCCAUUCCCGUACUCGAGUAUUCUACUCCGUAUUCGUGGCAGGUUAGGAUGUACCAAUACAACUCUUGGCUAAGCCUACCAGUACCUGUUUUGCCGUUUCCUACCCCGGGGUCCACGUCAAGGCUACCUUGUUACGCACUAUCUCGUUGCCCGUUUAGGCAUCUCGGUCUACGAUGCCGUCAAAUAAAGACUGGCUCUAUGUCAUCCUUUACGUUCGCGGUCGAAAGUCGAAAAUGCCGGGGCUAGAAGACAUGUUAAGUCUGGAUACUUACAUCUGGGCAUUUAUUCAUGGCCCAGAGGCUGAGGCAGACGACAAGUCAGGUUGUCGAUUUCACGUUAGAGACAGACUGGACUUUUCGAGCGGAUCUCCGGUGGCAGUAUGGGAGUUUGAGGAGCGAGAUAUUCCCCGUCAGCCGACCGCAAGACUUCUUGUCCGAAUCAUGAUCCGGUAAUCACCUGGCUCCUGCGGCAUAAGAUUAUGACUCCAACCUCUCCACCCUUUCAAAAGAACAAGAAUAGAAGAAUAACGUAAACGGCCUGGGACGGAGGAAAUUGAUGGUUCUAACAGGUCCCCCAAGCCUUUGACAGCUCUCCAUC